Molecule: messenger RNA, 807 nt
Organism: Fusarium coffeatum
Lineage: Eukaryota; Fungi; Ascomycota; Sordariomycetes; Hypocreales; Nectriaceae
Exons: 3
Coding region: 1-807 (268 amino acids)
Source: RefSeq, a predicted model, not a curated record
AUGUCCGCCGUUCCUCUCACCGUCAUCAAGGGCGCUGGCUUCGAGCACAUCCCUCUCCCCAACGGCCAAAACGCCACCACCGCCGACUUCCACACCAUCCGCACAAAGACCGACUCCCCCGCUCACAUCACCUCUGGAUUCUACAAGAUCGAGGCUGGUCCUGCUCGUCCUGCGCAAUACAACUUUGAGGAGUCAAAGUAUGUCCUGAGCGGUCAAGUCGACGUUCUCGACGAGGCUACUGGCAUUACCCACCACCUCACCGCUGGUGACUUUGCCUUCUUCCACGUUGGAUCCAAGGUCCAGUUCUCUACCAAGUCCGAGGGUUUCGCUUUUUACGUCGUCACUCGACCUGUUCGCGAUGCUCACCCCAACUUGAAGGGCCGUGAGGAGAAGACCAAGUCUCACUUUCCAGCUCUCACCUGGUUGCUAAAUAUCUCGGACUAUAAGUUGUUGCCUACAUCCGUCCACUUAAUCUUACUGCCCCAAAUUUACACCGUCGGCUCAAAAGGCACCACCCAAAAAGACCACAAGGAUUUCAUUUAUCUAUCGUCUUAUAUACAACAUUUCAAAAUGGAUCUCUGCAUGGGCUACAUGUAUUUCUUGGACAAGAAUGAGAUUCCAGAUUAUGCAAAACUCACUCCAGCGCUGGAUGAGAUCUUUGGCGAAGGCAAGGUCAAAUGGGAGAUUAUCGAUAGGCAGCUCAUUUUCAAGAGCGAAACAGAAGAUCUAGCUGGAUUGAGAGAUAGGCUUCGUGAGAAGGGAGUAGCUCCUACCUGGGAGGAGUUUGUAGCUAGGGAAUUAGAUUAG